UGUGGAAUAAGUGACAUGGCAUGUACAGCUGACAGCAGGGCACUACCUUCUGGACUUUACUGCCUUUAUCAGAGCUCAGCAACCCAUUUAAAUACAGUGCUGAUACCUUCUCAACACUUACACACAGAACAGGACAAGAGAAAGAGUCUACACAUAAUAAUGAAGGGCCUUGUAGUGUUUGUCAUUGCAGUUUUCACUGGUUGUCAUGCCAGUAUGUUGUGGCAGGAUGAGUCAGUGCCCAGUAUGGAUCUGGUGAAAAACGCUUUCUGGAACUACGUGUCUCAGGCAACCCUCACAGCUGAGGACACCCUGCAGAUGAUCCGAAACUCAGAACUGGGUCAAGAAAUCAAUGACAGGAUCUCUCAAAGUGCAGAUGCCAUCAACAAAUACACCCUGGCCAUUCAAAGUCAAGUAACUCCUCUGACUCAAACCCUGAUGGCCAAACUUUCCCAAGAGGCAGAUCAGCUGAAACUGCGUCUGGAACAGGAAAUUACAUCUGUGCAGUCCCAGCUCAAGCCUUACUUUGAGGAGAUCAGAGGUGAUAUUGAGGAGCAGGUUGAGCGGCUGAAGAAGGAUGCGGCCCCAUAUGCAGAGGCCCUGAACUCUGAGGCCCUGAGAUCUACUCUGGUCCAGGGGGCCGAGGAGCUGAAGGCCAAGCUGGAGAGAAGUUUGAUGGAGAUGGGUCCUCAAGCCGAGGAGCUGAAGCAGAAACUGGACCAGCACUUUUUGGACUUUCAGAUGAGCAUGUCACCAUUAGCCCAAACCUUUCAGAGUCAGAUGGCCCAGAGAAGUCAGGAGCUUCAGAAGAAUCUGGCUCCCUAUUCAGAGGAGCUCAGCAAACUGGAUCCAUACGCCCAGGACCUGAAGGCCCAGUUAACAGCUCUCUGGGAGUCCUUUGCCAAGAACAAAGCCACAAAGUCACAUAAGGGCUAUCAACAUGACUGUGAUCUAAGUCAUAUAAAUACCAGCUGCUUUCCAAACUCCCAUUACAGAACACAUUGGAAAAUCUGUCUGGUGUACUGUCCAAAAACAACCAUGAAGUUUGUGGCUGUAAUCUUUGCUCUCGCUGUUAUUUCAGGCUGCCAGGGGCGCUUCCUGUUUCAGGAUGAGCCAAAAAGCCGCUGGGAAGAGGCAGUGGAUCAGUUCUGGAACCAUGUGUCCGAGCUGACCUCUAAGGCUGAGGAGAUGAGGGACAACAUCAAGGCCACCCAGCUCGGCAGAGAAUUAGACACACUGAUCAGUGACACCAUGAUGGAGCUGCAAAUCUACAAAGAUGACUUGAAUUCCAAACUGGGCCCUUAUGCACAGGAGACUGCCAAGAGAUUCAAUGAAGACGCUCAGCUGCUGGCGAAUAAGCUCCGCACACAUAUGGAGGAUGCUACGGAUCGUGUAAAUGAAUACACAGAGGAGCUCCGAACCAUUGUGGAACAGAACGCUGAUGAGGUCAAGAACAAGGUCAACAACUAUGCCAAGAAACUAAGGAAACGUUUUAACAAGGACAUCCAAGAGAUCAACAAGAAAAUGUCAACAUACUUUGAGGAGGUUCACUCUCGUGCUACUCAGGGUAUGGAUGAUGUGAAGGAUCGUCUCGAGCCUUACUUUACCUCAGUGCAUGAGCGUGCUGGUGAGAAGCUGACAACUCUGGGAGACCUGCUGAGAAGCCAGGGAGAAGGAAUAAAAGAGAAACUGGAAUCACAAAUGCAGGACCUCAAAGAGAAAGUUGAGAAGAGCACAGAAAACAUGCGUAACACAAUCCAGGAAAAGGCAGAGGAGAUAAAAAAUUGGUUUAAUCCCUAUGUGUCUCAGGUCCAGAAGCAACUGGAGACAGUCAUGGAGGGCUUGUAAUACCAUAAGAAUGAGGUCUCAUAGGAAAAUUAAUAGAUUAACUUUUUCACUAAACGUUGCUUACAAAAAUGAAAGUAAUGGAAAUGUCAAAAUAAUGAGUGAAAUAUACCAUUAGUACUACAUGGAUAUAACAACAGAUGUAAGCUAUGUAAUAUAAAGCUCAAUAAAACCAGCAUGUACCAAUGAG
Messenger RNA from Cyprinus carpio (common carp), 2032 nucleotides. RefSeq lists its product as uncharacterized. Gene Ontology annotation, biological process: cholesterol catabolic process; positive regulation of nitric-oxide synthase activity; lipid transport. Gene Ontology annotation, cellular component: extracellular region; intermediate-density lipoprotein particle. Gene Ontology annotation, molecular function: lipid binding. The record is from RefSeq and is a predicted model, not a curated record. Lineage: Eukaryota; Metazoa; Chordata; Actinopteri; Cypriniformes; Cyprinidae.